Protopolystoma xenopodis is the source of this 192-nucleotide messenger RNA. NCBI's taxonomy places the organism in Eukaryota, Metazoa, Platyhelminthes, Monogenea, Polystomatidea, Polystomatidae. The record is from the annotation of a GenBank genome assembly.
AUUGAUCACAGCGGCAAAAGGCCAUUGCCCUGCCCGCCUCGUGCUGAUUGGUGUUCAGACAGCUCAGCUCUGAUUGGCUCUCGUCUGGCUCACUGGCACGACCCUGUCCAGUUGAUAACUGGACGUCCGGCCUCGGCCAAUCAGAGUCUGGCAUCUUUGCGUAAUCAGCUUACUCGUCAAGCCUCGGCGUGA